Molecule: messenger RNA, 1278 nt
Organism: Capsaspora owczarzaki ATCC 30864
Lineage: Eukaryota; Filasterea; Ministeriida; Capsasporidae
Exons: 6
Coding region: 37-1230 (397 amino acids)
Molecular function (GO): protein binding
Source: RefSeq, a predicted model, not a curated record
GUUUGCUUUUGUCCAAGUUGAUUUUGGUGUUGGUCCAUGAGCAGCGACGCGAGCAUUCACCAAGCGCUCAUGCGUGCGCUCGAUCGGGACACCGACAGCUUCACAGAGCUGCUGACCGAGCUCACUGAGCGUGUUGGUCGAGAUCGUGUGACAGCCAUCCUCAACAGCGUGUCGCCCCGCGGCCAGACGGCGCUGAUUGUGUGCAUUGAACGCGGCGAGCUCGAGCUUGUUGAAAUGCUGGUGAAGGAGUUCAAAGUUCCGACUUCCACUGCUGAUGGAACCAAGUCAACUCCGCUGAUUGCUGCCAUUUGCAGCAGUGCUGAAGACAUUGUCCAGUUCUUGCUCAGCGCGCCGGGGAAACUAAACCUCGAUGCCGCCGACAACCAGGGCUGCACUGCCCUGCACUGGGCUCUGCGUUUGUCCCAAUCUGACGUUGCCAAGUCACUGAUUGAGCGUGGCGCGCGGGUGGAUUUGGCCACAACCACUGGCAUGCAACCGCUCCAUGACGCCGCUGCUGAGAACCUGGUGGAGCUACUGCCAGUGCUUGUCCAGCGUGGCGCCAAUGUCAGCGCCAUUGACAAGAAAGGCAACACGCCGCUGCAUUUUGCCAUGUCGAAAGGGCACUUGGAUGCGGUCGAGGUUCUGACCGAGAAGCUUGCAAGCCCAGUUGAUGGUCAGUGUUUGGCCGACGACAACGCGUGGCAUCAAAGAGUUCGCAACCACAAUGGAGACACAGUUCUGCAUAUUGCCGCCGCGAACGGCAACUUGAAGCAAUAUUGCCGCCGCGAACGGCAACUUGAAGCAAGUGCAGAUGUUUGUGGCGCGGUCAAAGAACGUCAACCAACUCGACCAAAACGGCGCGUCUGCCGUGAAAACGGACACUCUGCCGUCGUUGAGUAUUUGCUCGCGAAUGGCGGAUUGGAAAUUGACGCAGCGCCAGCGCAACCGAGCGCGGGAGAGGAGCAGAAUGACAGCGAUGAUCAUGACGAUGACCAGUCCGAUAAACCCCGCAAACAGCUGAGCUCCUCUGAGCGCGCCAAUAUGCGCCGAAGAGCCCGCCAGCACAAGGCUCCAGCCGCUGCCGCCGCCCACGCUAGUCGUGAUGAAUCCCAUACUUCCGCACCUGUUCAUGGCACCCAGUCUCACGAGGCCGGCACGCCAACUUGGAUUAUCGCUGUCGCUGUGUUGGUUGUGAUUUUAUUUGUUCUUGCCUUUGUUCUGCGUCGCUGAAUCCUGAAACGAAUUUUUUUUUCUGCUGUUGUUUUUGUUCUUCUGGUC